Closterium sp. Yama58-4 is the source of this 1737-nucleotide messenger RNA. NCBI's taxonomy places the organism in Eukaryota, Viridiplantae, Streptophyta, Zygnematophyceae, Desmidiales, Closteriaceae. The record is from the annotation of a GenBank genome assembly.
AUGGCUAGUCCUCCCGUUCUAGCUUUCGAUGCCGAGGGCCGUCCGGUGAAGUUCGAAACCUGGCUAGAUGACCUGCACCUGUUCCUACAGCUCACUGCCAAGGAAGACAUCUCGCUGUACGACCACGCCCUAGGCCAUGCUACUGCCCCUGACACGUCUGCUGACAGCACUCUACGCUCUCAGUGGCAGACUCGUGAUGCGCACGCUCGCUUUGCUAUUCGCAACUCCCUGCCGCUAGACGAGCGCGAGCACUUCGGCCAGUGCAAGACUGCUAAGGACCUCUACACCGCUGUAGUUGCCCGCUACUCCUCACCCGCUUCUGCUACGCUAGGCCGCCUCACUCUCCCCUACCUGUUCCCCGACCUAGCCUCCUUUCACACUGUCGCAGACCUCAUCACCCACCUUAAGACUAGUGAGGCCCGCUUUCGCGCUGCUAUGCCUGCCGAGUUUCUCACUAGCAACCCCCCCCCGCUCUGGAUCACUCUCUACCACAUCGUCACCCGCCUCCCUGACUCUCUGCGUGCAGUCAGGGACCACUUCCUCUCUCGCUCCCCCACUGAGCUCACUGUUGCCCUCCUCGAGAAGGAACUGCUUGCAGCUGAGGCGAGCAUCGUCGCUGUAGGCACCUCUCGUGGCGACCCCCGCACCCCGUUCUUUGAGGGGUGUUCCCCUUCCCCCCUCCUCCCCUCUGUCGCCUCUGCUGCUGCUGUCGACCUCCUUGGUGCUGAGAAGGUCGGGACCGCGUCUGCUUCGAGCGGGCGCCGCAGGAGCAAGGGAGGCAGGGGUGGGGGUGGUGGCGGAGGAGGUGGGGGUGGAGGCGGUGGGAGUGGAGGUGCGACUGGGGAGGCUAGUGGCGGCAGUGGGGGAGGAGACAGCAGCGGCGGGAGCGGUGGCAGGGGUGGAGGCGGCAGCGGAGGUGGAGGUGGUCGUGGCGGCGGCAGGGGUGGAGGUGGCCGAGGCGGUGGUGGUGGCGGUGGUGGUCGUGGAGGCACUGGCGGAGGCCCGAGUCAGCAGCCCGCCCCGACGCUUCAGGCCGCCCGUGAGUGGUAUGCGCAGCGUGGCUUUACCUGCACGUACGUCAUUCGCACAGGUGACCGCAGCGGCCAGCAGUGUGGGAGGCCGCACCCCACGCACCGCUGCUUCGCGCGCCUUAACGACGCGUGGCGCACCCAGUUUCCUGAUGCCGCUGAGCUGCCGCGCUGGGCUGAUCUGGAAAAGAGGGGUAUUGAUAUUUGGGCUCUAGACUUUGAUGCUAUUCUCACUGCCAUGUAUACCAUGUCUAUUAGUGGAGAGGGUGCUCAGUACUUGCGUGUUCCGCCCGACCCGGGCAUUCAGGCCAGUCCGGCUGCCGCUCUAGGUGCUAGUGCGUCUGCUCCCACAGGUCCUGGUGAGGCUGCUGCCCUAGGUGCUAGUGCGUCCGUGCCCCCUGGUACUGAGUUGACUGCAGCACUGCACACCUUCACACUGGACUCAGGUGCCUCUCGCUCUUUCUUUCGUGACCGCACUAUCCUUGAGCCACUCGCUCGGCCAGUUGCUGUCUCCCUUGCUGACCCCUCUGGGGGUCCGGUCAUUGCGACCUCCUCCACUGUUCUUCCUUGUCCUGCGGUCCCGUCCGGCACGCUUUCCGUUCACCCCUGCCUACGAGCGCGUGACACACUGCACGUGUGCUCGGACGGGUCGCCACCUGGCUACUUUCACUCGAGAGCCGGGGUCGGACCUGUACACACUGACCACUGA